Molecule: messenger RNA, 1992 nt
Organism: Closterium sp. Naga37s-1
Lineage: Eukaryota; Viridiplantae; Streptophyta; Zygnematophyceae; Desmidiales; Closteriaceae
Source: the annotation of a GenBank genome assembly
AUGGAUUUCUUGGACGCGAAUCUACCAGGGGAACCGUGUCUCGACGCGACAAUAACGGGAGCACCAUCAUGCUUCGACGUGCUCCAAACGGGGGAGCUUCCAGCCGUGCCGCCGGCGGAUUGGAGCAGCAUCGGCAGGGAGGAGCUCCGCCUGAUCCAAGAAGCGCUGCAGCGCGCCGAGCAGCCCAGACUGGGAAAUUCCGAGCCUGCUUUAAUCCCCGAGAAGCAACGGCUGUGUGAGUUCAACCCAGCUUCAAGCGCGGAGCGCGCAGGGAUGGUGCUAAUGCCAUUAGUGGAGGGUGAGGGAGAGAGUACGGAUGGAAGUGGGGCUCUGGGGAUUCUAUCCCUUCCCAACCCCCUGCUGACUCAGACUCCGAAUGAGAGUCAUCCUUCCCUUCCCGUGCUUCCUGCGCCGCUGCUGACUCAGCAUAUGCCGCCCAAUCAGCAGCUGCAAACUCAGCCGUCUUCAGAGCUCGGCACCUCUCCUCCUCCACCGCGCUCCUUCCCCUCGCCGUCCCUUCCCGUUGCCCUCAACCGCUCAUCAACCUUCGGAGCCCACAGAUUUCCCAAUUUGGUACCAUCGUUCGGCACAAAACGAAGGCUUUUAGCCUCACAGAUUAAUGACCUAUCUCAAAUGGACGUUUUUCAUGGGAGGAAGAGGUUAUGUGGUAACCCUGCUGCUGUUGACGAAACUGGUCUCCCUCUUGCCGCGCCUGCUGCUGUUGCGACUGCUGUUGCCAUUGAACGGUGCGUUGCUGCUGGUGGCUUCUCUAGGAGUAGCGGUAGCAGCAGCAGCCUCGUUUCCGACGAGAGAAGGCGGAGCGGUAUCGCCAAGCACAAUGCAGAAUGGAAUGCAGCAGCAGCAGCAGCAGCCCUUCCUGCUAUGGCCACUCCCACCCGUGCAACACGUGUGGCACCAAGAAUCACACCUGCUCCAGUGCCUUCCUUCUGGACUGCUGCUGCAACUGCUGCUGCGACUUCCCCUGCGACUGCUGCUGGGACUUUUCCUGCGGGUGCUGCUGCUGCAACCACAUGCCCAAGAGACUCUGGCGUGUGCCGCACACGUCCAGGCGUGAGCCCCACACACUCUGACGUGGGCCCCACACACUCUGGCGUGUGUCACCCAUGUGCUGGCGUGUGCCUGCCACAGCACCCAUUGGACCAGCUUGCUGCUCCUCUCGUGAAGCCUCUGACACCGCAUCCCUUUGAAAUGGCACGUGGUGUGGGACUUGGCGGGUGCACGGACGCUUCUCCCCUGGCCGCUGCUGCUUUUGAUGGUGGUGGUGGUGGUGCUGCUGCUGCUGCUCUGGCUGCUCCUGCCAUGCCAGUCUCGUCCCUUGCACACCAGCGGAGGCAGGCAGCUAUUAGCUGCCUGUUGAGACGGCUCCAGGGUCAAGCACCUGGCAGCACCGCACUGCACUGCCCCGUCUCGCCAGAGCAGCGUUUUGAGCCGUCUCAAGGGCUGUCGCCAUCGCUGCAUUCUCCAAAACCAAAUCCGCUAGUGGAGCCAGCAGUGCAACCAGAUUUCUCCCAAGCACAUGCGCACGAACCCUUCACUCCAAACACCUCCGUACCGCAGCCGCACGCACAGCACCCCUUCACACCGCACUCGCCGCAAAUGCAGGCAGCAGCAGUGCGUGGGUCUGCGUCAGCCCGGGAGUCAACCCCAGGAGGAAGCAUGGGCUUUAAGUCGCCCUCUGCAACCCCGUCCCCGUUGUCCCAGUCCCCGAGGGGAGGGGUGGGACGUGCAGGGACAGGAGGGAGGCAAAUCACGGGGAAGAGUGCUACGGAAAAGCAUAUGCGGUCCAGAAUAACAGAGCGGUUAGAGGCCCUCAAGGCAGUGAUACCAGCGGAGGUGCUGCUGAGGCAGCAGGGCCGGGCGGGGUUCAGCAAUCGCACUCAGAUAGCCACUCUUUUAGAUGCUGCUGUGGGGUUCAUUGAAGGAAUGCGCGAGUACAAGCUAGAGCUGGAAACGCAGCUGCUGGCCUCGUAA